Molecule: messenger RNA, 939 nt
Organism: Leptosomus discolor (cuckoo roller)
Lineage: Eukaryota; Metazoa; Chordata; Aves; Leptosomiformes; Leptosomidae
Source: RefSeq, a predicted model, not a curated record
GCCCUGCAGCUGGGGACGGUGCUGGUGGGAUCCCCCACGCAGGACGGGACCAUCUCCAUCCUCACCACCUCGCCGGAGGCGGACGAACCGGUCAACUACGUCAAGGGCGUCAUCCAGCACUACCGGGGUGGUCCCGUGCCGGGCUUCAGCGCCGUGAUAGCCAGUGACAUCCCCCUGGGUGGGGGCCUUUCCAGCUCGGCCGCUCUGGAGGUGGCUACUUACACCUUCCUCCAGCAGCUCUGCCCUGAUGACGGUGAUUUGGUAGCCAAGGCGCUGGCGUGCCAGAAAGCAGAGCACACGUUUGCCAGCAUGCCCUGUGGGAUCAUGGACCAGUUCAUAUCCGUGAUGGGCAAGGAAGGCCACGCGCUGCUCAUUGACUGCAGGUCCCUGGAGAGUGUCCUUGUCCCGCUGACCGAUGCCAGCUUGGCCGUCCUCAUCACCAACUCCAACGUGCGGCACACGCUGACGGGCAGCGAGUAUCCCACGCGCCGGCAGCAGUGCUGCGAGGAGGCGGCGGCUGCGCUCGGCAAGGCCAGCCUGCGAGAUGCCACCAUGGCCGAGCUGGAAGGUGGGGACGGUCCCUCCCUCGGCUCUGGCCGCUCCUCGGGGCAGCAGGAGCGGACGGCGCAGGCAGCACAGGCGCUGCAGGACAGGGACUACAGGAUGUUCGGGAAGCUGAUGGUGGAGAGUCACAACUCCCUCAGGGACGACUAUGAAGUGAGCUGCCCGGAGCUGGACGAGCUCGUAGCAGCAGCCCUGGAGGUCGAUGGGGUUUACGGCAGCAGGAUGACCGGGGGAGGCUUUGGAGGCUGCACGGUGACAUUGCUGGAGGCUAGGGCUGCAGAGAGAGCCCAGCGCCACAUCCAGGAGAAAUACAACGGCACAGCCACCUUCUACCUCACCAAACCCUCCGGAGGGGCAAAGGUGCUUCCCUUGUAG